GGAGUUCUUUAAAAUCACUUCUUGAAGUUUUGCCUUAAGAAUAAGAAGUUUAAAACUUUAGCUUCCAAGGGGUCAUCUCAGCAGCUUCCAUGACUUCAGGCUGACCCAAGGCUGAAACCAUACUAGAAAUAUGGGCAUUUUAUUUUUUCCCAAAACAGUUUUCUGUAGUCCUUGGGAGGAAAAAAGGAGGACCAUUACUUUAAAAUCUACUUUUACGUCACUUUGCAUUCUUUCCUUUUCUCUCUGAGGUUCUCCUUUAUUCUCUAACACCGAAUCUCUUUUGAGUUCAUAUAAUAGUCAUCUUCCUUUCUUCAAAGAAAUCCAUUUCAGUCACUAUGCUCAUGCCUCCAAAAGAGCACCUUGAGUUUGUUGCUGCUCUACUGGCUCUUUCCUUGCCCCUUUCUCUUCUUCCUCCCUUUUUUUGGACCUACUGCCAAUUCUUGGCACAUAGGUGCUUAUUAAUUUGAAAUUCUCCCUCUUCUCUUCCAAAACUUUGUUUUUGCAAUCCCUUUUGCCCACUUAGAGAAUAAUUUUCAAUAUCUCUUCACAUCCUUGAAUAAAAAAACAACUGGACAGAAGUUUAGGGUUUGUUGUUUGUUUUUUGCCAUUUUAACCCAGCCAUAGUACUUAGAAAGACAUUUAGGAGGGCGUAAGUAAGUGGUGUUGAAGAACAUAGGACUUAUUCCUUAAGCCACACACCAAACCCAACUGUGGGACUUGCUAGUCCUACCUCAUUUGUGAAUAUAUAUGAACUUGGAAUUUUGGAACAGCUCUGACAUCGUGGCCAAGCACUCAUCCGGUCUCUGACUUAAGACGUCCAAACACCCACAUUGUGCUUCUGUCCAAGUCUAAUAACGAGGGUGUUUUACCUGAUACCAAAUUUAAAUUUUUCCCUUUGUACCUUCUUCCCAUUGUUCUUGGUUCUAUCGUCUGAUGCCAAACAGAAGAAAUUUAGCGCUUCUUUAAUGUGAAAGCCUUGUCCCUUUCUUGAGUGAGUCUCUUCUUGUCCAGACUAAACUUCAUCAGAUCUCAAAGCCAAGCUUUAUCGCUUUAUAUGGCUUGGGCUCUAGGUCACCAUCCUGUUUAUUUCGGGGUCUUUUUUUAAACAGCAACAUCCAGAAGAAAAUAUAGGCCUCAGGCAUGGUCCUACUAAAGCAAGGUACAGGUCUGCUGCCUGCUGUUCCAGGAAGAGUGGCAUUCCUGGAAGUUUUGCCUCAGUUAUUGUAGCCCAGGAGGCAUUGCCCUUUUUGGCUGCCCCAUCACAGGGCUUGGAAUCCCCCAGAAUCCCCAGAUAUUUUUCAGACAUGUCUUCUCUUUCUUUUACUUAGGAAAACAUAAGACUUUAUAAUUAUCUCUGUUGAAUUAUAUCUCAUUAGAUUGAACCUGAUAUUCUCACUUGUUUAUAUCUUUUUUGGAUCCUGACUCUCAUCCAGUAUACUAUUUCUCCCAGCUUCGUGUCACUUGCACAUUUCAUGAGCGUGCCAACUAUAGCUGCUAAAGGUCUCAGGGUCCCUCCACUGGAGAAUCUCUGACAGGAUAUUGAGUCUUUAUGACCAAUUCUUAGAACUCAGCCAUUUGCCCCAUUUGGAUUCUGUUUUCUAGUUCACACAUAGCUCCAUCUGCUCUAUAAAGCAGCUAGAGACACUUUUUAAACUUUUUUUUUUAGACCCUUCCCUUAUGUCUUGGAAUCAAUACUCAGUAUCGGUUCCAAGGCAGGAGAGCAAUGUUACACAACUAGGGUUAAGUGACUUGCUUAGAAGUAUCUCGGGCCAGAUUUGAACCCGGGACUUCCCUUCUCCAGGAUUGAUACUCUAUCCACAAAGCCACCUAACUGCCCUCCUUUCAAAUGUUUUUCCUAAAAUAUAAGUGAACUCCAUCAACAACAUGCUGUUGUGGUCAGAUGAAGUAAACUGAAGCGCAGAGGAUCAGUAAAGCACAAAUUACCAAUAAAUAGGAUCUCAACUUCCCCAGCAAAGCUAAGACCCCAGGGUAGGGAAUGACCCUCCUUUUUAUAGUUUCCAGGGAUCUACAGAACAAAGAAUAGGCUUUCCUAGGUAGGGAACAAGUUCUGAUUCAUUCGAAAUUGGGAAUGAGGGGCUGACAACAGCCCUUUCCUUCCCUCCUGUGCCUAAGAAAAUUUCAUUUUGUUGAGUCUACUUGAAAGGCUAGAGAUGGUGGCCCAGACUUCUUUGAAUAACAAACCAGACUCCCUUGGAAGGUAACAGAUUUUCUUGACACAAGAUAAGAACAAUGAUUAACAAAAGAACUCAAUUCCUAAACUGAACUCAGUGCAGGCUAGCUGACAUCCUGAGCUAAAGUCAGAGACAGAAUCUUGAAUUGGGCAGUUAACAACAGGACAAAAUCAGCUUUAAAUAGAAUUAAAAGAUACAGAAUCAUUCUAAUGAUUUCAGCUCCCUUAUCUGCCAAUUCUGUAGCCAUGGCAUUCUAGUUCCGUGAUUCUAGCCACACUGAUGAGAGAGAGCCUGGCUCAGUUCUAGAAUUGUGGUUGGCCAGGUUGACAGGGUUUUUCUCUGAUUGACUUACAUGUUGCAAUAUAGAGCAGUAUUAACUUCAUAAACUUCUAUAGCACCUGUCUCCAAAUUGUCAGGAGACUUCUGGGAACUGAUGGGAAAUAAGGCCAAGAUACCAAAACAGUCUUUGAGAACAACACAAACUGGACACAUUCUUAAAUCAACACAGAAUACCGAUGGCAGGCAUGAAAGCCUUUUACAGAAGAGUCGAACUGCCUCUGAUCCUUCACAGGCAAAAGGUGAUAAAAGCAGGAUGAUUUUCUCACCGGCAAAGAGUUUCUCAAAGGAAGACCCAGAUACUGGCCGUCUUUGUGUGCAGAGGAACAGUACAGCUGAAACCCCUGACUCCUGGAGGACUAAACAUGACAAACAGUCGGCAGCAUUUAAACAGAAGCCUCAGAAGAAACACAUGACAGUUGAAGAUAUUAGGAAUAGUUUGGUAUGUCUAACAGAGGAACAGCUCCAACAGAUUUUGAUGGCUGUCAGCCAAGGGAAUAAACCAAUUUCACAGAUUGAGAAUGGAAAGAAAGAAGAAAAAUGUCAAAACAACUUACAUCUUACCAGUUUACCUAAUGAAUCAAAGGACGAGAAUAUUAUGGGAUUACUUCAAAAAGCUGAAGACAUUUCACCUAUCCCAGAUGACCAUAUCUCUGUGUUAAACAAAAAACAGAAGACCUCGAUGCCGUGUGAGCAGAAACUUGCAAUAAAGACUGUAUGGAAACCAGCUGAUAUGUUCAGUACUCUGGGGGAGAGGGAGAGAGAGAAGAGUUUGUUGGAAGCAAAGAAAUUCCAGUGGAGGAAGGAACUAGAUGAACAGGUUGCUUUAAAGAAGAAAGAAAAAGAAGCCUCUGAAGAGCAGAAGAAAUGCCUUUGGGGCAAAUGUGGGAGCGCUAAAACCAUUUGGAACAAUUUCGAGGCAGUGGACCAAUGGCAGUCCCCUCUGAGUCCAUCUAGUGUUCUCUCCAGGUCGCCGAAUCCAAGGCUGUCGGCCCAUCCUAGUGGGGAUUCCAUACCUGGGACUAGCCAGACUCUGGAAAUGGCACUUCCAGCUGAAUUUAACCCUGCUGCUGCUGCUGAGGAGACCCAGCUUUUUAAGAAUGUUUCCAGAGGAAACUCAAGCGAAGUUGUACCCCCCAGUCACUACUCCAGACCACGUGGGAAACCCUCAACUUUCAGUUCUCCAGAUUUGCCAGCAGCCAUUCGGACAGCCUUUGUUUUAGGGGAAGCUACACCACUGGAGCAUCCUUUCAGCGCUGUGAGAAAAGAGCAGCAGCGGAAAUGGAUUGAAGAACUGAACAAACAGAAGGAAGAAGAUAAGCAACGAAAACUCAAGGAAAAAAUGACAUAUGCCCAGGGUGAAGAACAUGACAGAUGGGCCAUGCAUUUUGAUUCCUUAAAAUUCUAUCCCAGUUCUCAGUCUCAACUCUCCUCUCGUGCAACCCAGAAACAGUCCGACUACUUGUGCGUCUCCCCAGAAAUGACUGAUGUUAGCAGUCCUUACACUCCUUUGUCUGGGGGCCAGCUUGGAUCUGCAGAGGAGAACUUGGGGAAAUCUACUCAGGAUGUGGCUACUACAAAUGUGGAGAAAACCAGUUUCCUUCGCUCUAUGACUGCACUUUUGGAUCCUGCUCAGAUUGAGGAAAGGGAUAGACGAAGACAAAAACAGAUAGAACAUCAGAAAGCCAUCACGGCUCAGGUGGAGGAGAAGCGAAGGAAGAAGCAGCUCGAGGAGCAGCAGAGGAAGCAGGAAGAAGACGAGGAGGAGCGGCGCCUGGCCCGGGAACGGGAGGAGAUGCAGAGGCGCUUUGAGGAGGACCUGCUCGAGCAGAAGCGAAAGGAAGAGAUGAUGGCCCUGAAGACGAGCGAGCUGUACCAGAGCAUGCAGAGGGCGCAGGAGCUGGCGCAGCGGCUGAGGCAGGAGCAGCGCAUCCGCGAGCUGGAGCAGAAAGGCCACGACAUCUCGAACCUGCUGCGCAGCCUGGCCGGUGAGCCGAGCCCAGAGCCGAGCCCAGAGCCGAGCAGCCACCAUGCGGGAGCGGCGGCCGGCCCGGGGGUCCCCACUGGGGCCUCCCCGCGACGGGACACGGCCGUGCAGACAGACGACCCGCCGCCAGGCCGCGGCAUUGCGGAAACGGGGCCGGAGCCGGCGGACGGGAGCGAGCGGGUCGACCUGCUCUCCCCGGAGCCCUCCCUGGCGGAGGACGGGCUCGAGGAGGCCCGGAAGGCGUCCCCCGAGAAGGAGAACAGCUUCCGGCACCUGUACGAGCCCUUCGCCAGGACCGAGCGGCCGCCCAGGCCCCGCGGGAGGGCCGCCAAGAAGCCCGACUGGAACAUCAACCGGCCGGCCAAGAAGUACGUGCCGGCCUCCGAGCGCUACCCCAAGCACCUGCAGCGCCAGCGCGAGGAGAAGAAGGUGCGGCGGCAGAUGGAGCUGCUGCAGCUGCUGGAGAGGAACGCGCCGGCCCGCCUCUUCCUGCCCCCGCCCGACGCCUCGCCCCCGCCCCGCCAGGACGCCCCGGAGCCCCGCAGCCCGCAGGAAGAAGAACAGAAGAACCUGCAGCCCAGCCAGGAAAGGAGCAGGUGCGAGUCCCCCCCAGUCCCGGCCGUAAGAAACCGCCUACAGCAGGCGUCCCUGAACCAGCCCGGCGCCCCCCCGGCCCCCCGCUUCAUCCCGUACGUGAGGACCCACGAGGUGUACUGCCUGGACGCCGACGCCGACGCAGCACACCCGGGCUCAGACGAUCCGGACUACCAGGAGCAGCUGGCAGGCUGCAGCCACGUCCGAGAUCCACUCCUCAACCCCAACCUGGUGAAGAACAGAGACCGGCAGCAGGCGAUCCUCAAGGGACUGUCCGACCUGCGCCAGGGCCUCCUCCAGAAGCAGAAAGAGCUGGAAACGCAUCUCCUCCCCUUAGCUCCAAGUCAAGAGGACUUUGAUGCUCCCUUCUAAGAGCCACAAGAGCCUGGAGCAAGGCGGACUGAGCCCUCGUCUCGUAGCGUGACGGCAUUACAUUCAUUAAAUUAUGGAAUGAUGGACUGGUCCAGCAGCCAUGGUUCUAUACUUGAAAUUGUUCAGGUUACUUUAUUGGAAAAUGACCUAGUAAAAGCUCCGUGGAAUGUAAAUAUAUUUCUUCAAAGAAUAAAACGGUAAAUAAACACUUUUGUAAAAAAUCCA
Molecule: messenger RNA, 5706 nt
Organism: Monodelphis domestica (gray short-tailed opossum)
Lineage: Eukaryota; Metazoa; Chordata; Mammalia; Didelphimorphia; Didelphidae
Gene: CCDC66
Product: coiled-coil domain containing 66
Biological process (GO): cilium assembly
Cellular component (GO): cilium; microtubule
Molecular function (GO): microtubule binding
Source: RefSeq, a predicted model, not a curated record